UUUCCCCCUUGGCUUCUUUGACUUGCGCACUAGCUGGCAGGGUGUAGCCUGCUCGGAUGUAGUUCUCUUCCUGCGAACUUUUUUCUCCUUUUCCAUGGCGGUGCUUUUAGCGCAGUAGUGGAAGUUUGUUAGCGCUUUAAAGAGCGGAAAGUCGGAGAAGGUCGGUCUGCCGUGGUCGAGAGUAGCUGCGCGUUCACGCAUGAUUUUAUUAUCGGCUUGGCGAGCUCGGUAGCUGGAGAGUUACCGCACGUUCACGAGCGCGCACGGAUUGCUGUUUUGAAGGAAACUCACUGGAAAAGAAGGAGAGCUGAGAUAGCGCGGACGGACGGACGAACGGACCGACCGAGAACACAAUGCGCUGCUUGGGUCUUGUUUUAAGUUUACUGACUGUAUGGCUCGGGAGGGGGCACGCCGCUAUGGACGAGUGCGUGGACGAGGCGAACCAGCCGCAACGCUGCAUGCCGGAGUUCGUGAACGCAGCCUUUAACGUGACCGUCGUGGCCACAAACACGUGUGGUUCUCCUCCUGAAGAGUACUGCGUCCAAACCGGCGUUACCGGAGUCACCAAGUCGUGCCACAUCUGCGAUGCCCGCGACCCCAGGUACCAUCACAGUGCCGUCUACCUCACCGACUAUAACAACCAGGCCGAGACCACUUGGUGGCAAAGUCAGACCAUGUUAGCUGGCAUCCAGUACCCCGGCUCCAUCAAUCUAACCCUGCAUUUAGGAAAGGCCUUCGACAUCACCUACGUGCGCCUGAAAUUCCACACCAGCCGUCCAGAGAGCUUCGUGAUCUACAAGCGCACGCGGGAAGACGGCCCCUGGAUCCCGUACCAGUACUACAGCGGCUCGUGCGAGAAAACCUACAGCAAGGUCAACCGCGGUUUCAUUCGCACGGGCGAAGACGAACAGCAGGCGGUCUGCACCGACGAAUUCAGCGACAUCUCGCCCCUCACCGGCGGGAACGUGGCUUUCUCUACGCUCGAGGGACGGCCCAGCGCUUACAACUUCGACAACAGUCCUGUGCUCCAGGACUGGGUGACCGCCACAGACAUCAAAGUGACCCUGAACAGACUGAACACGUUCGGAGACGAAGUAUUCAACGACCCCAAGGUCCUCAAGUCCUACUACUACGCCAUCUCUGACUUCGCUGUAGGAGGAAGGUGCAAGUGUAACGGCCACGCCAGCGAGUGCGUGAAGAACGAGUACAGCAAGCUGGUCUGCAACUGCAAGCACAACACCGAGGGUGACGACUGCAACGUCUGCAAGCCGUUCUACAACGACCGACCCUGGAGGAGAGCCACCGCCGACAACCCCAACGAGUGCCUGCCAUGCAACUGCAACGGCAAAAGCAGCGAAUGCAACUUCGACCCGGAGCUGUACCGCGCCACAGGCCACGGAGGCCACUGCGGCAACUGCGCAGACAACACGGACGGACCCAACUGCGAGCGCUGCCUGGACAACUUCUACAGAUCGGGACCAGGCCAGCGCUGCCUGCCCUGCAACUGUAACUCCGUGGGCUCUCUCAGUACUCAGUGUGACAAUACGGGUCGGUGUAGCUGCAAACCGGGCGUGAUGGGAGACAAGUGCGACCGCUGCCAGCCGGGAUACCAUUCGCUGACCGAGGCGGGCUGCAGCCCCUGCUCCUGUAACCCCUCCGGAAGCACACAGGAGUGCGACGUCAACACAGGACGCUGUCGGUGCAAGGAGAACGUGGACGGCUUCAACUGCGACAGGUGUAAGCUGGGAUACUUUAACCUGGACCCCCAGAAUCCUCAAGGAUGCACGCCAUGCUUCUGCUUCCACCAUUCCACCGUCUGUGAGAGCGCCAAUGGCUACAGCGUGCACACCAUCACCUCCAACUUUAACAGAGAUGAUGACGACUGGAAGGGGCAACAGAGAGACGGUUCCAGUGUGGAAGUGCAGUGGUCUCCAAGCUCUCAGGAAAUCUCACUCAUCUCAGAUGAUUACUUCCCCAUGUACUUUGUGGCUCCAGAGAAAUUCCUGGGCAACCAGUUGCUAAGCUACGGUCAGAACCUGUCUUUGAACUUCCGAGUCGAGCGCCGUGACGCACGUCUCUCGGCCGAGGACAUGCUGCUGGAGGGAGCCGGUCAGCGCAUUGCUGUUCCCCUCAUUGCUCAGGGUAACGCUUACCCAGGAGAGCAGAUGCAAUCCUUCGUGUUCAGGCUCCACCACACUUCAGACUAUCCCUGGAGACCAGAGCUGUCCCACUCCGACUUCCAGAAGCUUCUGCACAAUCUGACCUCCAUCAAAAUCCGUGGUACCUACAGUGAGAAAAGUGCCGGCUACUUGGAUAACGUGUCCUUGGUGACGGCGCGGCGCGGACCCGGGACUCCGGCGCGCUGGGUGGAGAAGUGUUCCUGUCCUCAGGGCUACGUGGGCCAGCACUGCGGCCAGUGCGCCCCGGGAUACAGGAGAACCCGGCCUGAUAUGGGUCACUUCAGCCCCUGCGAACCCUGCGUCUGCAACGGCCACAGUGACACCUGCGACUCCGUGACAGGGAUGUGUAACUGCCAGCACAAUACGGCCGGAAUGAGCUGCGAGAGGUGUAAGGACGGUUUCUAUGGCGAUGCCACGGACGGCACGGCGUCCGCCUGUCAGCCGUGCCCGUGCCCCGCGGGAGCCACUUGCGCGAUGGUGCCCAAGACCAAAGAGGUGGUGUGUACCAACUGUCCACUCGGAACUACAGGCAAGCGCUGCGAGCUGUGCGACGACGGCUUCUUCGGCGACCCGCUGGGCACCAGCGGGCCGGUGAGGACCUGCCGAGAGUGCAAGUGCAACAGCAACAUCGACCCCAACGCCGUGGGCAACUGCGACCGCGAGAACGGAGAGUGCCUCAAGUGCAUCUACGACACCAGCGGCUUCUUCUGCGACCGCUGCAAGGAAGGGUACUACGGCAACGCCUUGGCUAGCAACCCCGCCGACAAGUGCAAACUGUGCGCCUGCUCUACUCAUGGCACGGACGGACAGAAAACCUGCGCGCAGAAGACGGGCGAGUGCAAGUGUCUCCCACACGUCAUGAAACGAGACUGCAGCGCCUGCGAGCCAGGAUAUUACGACCUCCAGAGUGGCAAAGGCUGCAGACGGUGCAACUGCAAUGCUAUCGGCUCCACUAACGGCCAGUGUGACAUCGCGAGCGGGCAGUGCGAGUGCCAGCCUGGUGUGACGGGGCAGCACUGCGAGCGCUGUGAGGUCAACUUCUUCGGCUUCAGCGCUUCCGGGUGCAAACCCUGUGACUGUGACCUAGAGGGCUCCAGGUCAGCUCAGUGCAGAGAAGACGGUCGUUGUGAGUGCCGCCCAGGCUUCGUGGGCACACGCUGCGAUAUGUGUGAGGAGAACUACUUCUACAAUCGCUCUACUCCUGGCUGCCAGCAGUGCCCUAACUGCUAUAACCUAGUCAGGGACAAGGUGAACCAGCAGAGACAGAAGCUCCAUGAACUGCAGAACCUGAUUGAUAACCUGGGCAGCCAGGAUACUGUGAGUGACAAGGACUUUGAAGACCGUCUGAAGGAGGCUGAACAAGCCAUAAUGGAUUUACUGGUGGAGGCUCAGGCCAGUAAAGAUGUAGACAAAGGCCUGCUAGAUCGCCUGAAGGGCAUCAACAACACUCUAACCACUCAGUGGAACCGGCUGCAGAACAUCAGGAACACCGUGGAGGACACUGGAAACCUGGCAGAUAAAGCUCGCAACCGCGUGCGCGACACUGAAAAGCUGAUAGACCGGGCCAGAGAGGAGCUGGACAAGGCUAAAGACGCCAUCAGUAAAGUGGACAUCAAAAUUCCCACGACCUCUGGAGACCCCAACAACAUGACCCUGCUGGCUGAGGAGGCGCGCACUCUGGCGGAGAAGCAUAAGAAAGACGCCGACCAGAUCGAGAAGAUUGCCAAAGACGCUAACGAGACCUCCACCAAGGCUUUUAACUUACUGAAAAAGACUCUGGAGGGUGAAGAUAAGAUUAAUAAGGAUAUUGAUGAACUGAACAAGAAGUAUAACGACGCUAAGGAUCUGGAAAAGAACCUGGAAAAGCAGGCCGGUAAGGUGCGAGCCGAAGCCGAGGAGGCGGGAGAAAAAGCUCUGAAAAUCUUCGCCAACCUGACCAGCCUGCCUCCCUUCGAUAUCAAGGCGUUAGAGGACGAGGCGGCUAAAAUAAAGAAGGAGGCGUCGGACCUGGAUAACCUCAUCGACAAGACUGAGAAAGAGUACAACGACCUGAGAGACGACCUGAGGGGCAAAGAAAACGAAGUCAGCAAGCUGCUCGACAAAGGAAAGACUGAACAACAGACGGCUGAUCAGCUGUUGGCACGGGCAGACGCAGCCAAGGCCCUGGCGGAAGAAGCAGCGAAGAAAGGGAUGACGACCUUCCAAGAAGCGCAGGAUAUUCUUGAAAACCUCAGAGAUUUCGAUAGGAGAGUGAACGACAACAAGACCACGGCGGAGGAGGCUUUGAAACGCAUCCCGCAAAUCAACGCCACCAUCAACGCGGCCAACGACAAGACCCGGCAGGCCGAGGAAGCUCUCGGCAAUGCCGCGGCCGACGCCAAAGACGCCAAGACCAAAGCCGAGGAAGCUGAUAAAAUAGCCAGCAACGUCCAGAAGGGUGCGGCUAAAGCCAAAGACGAUGCCGAGAAGGCCUUCGGGGACACCAUGAAGCUGGAUAAGGAGGUGCAGGACCUGAUGAAACAGCUGGCGGAUGCCGAGAACGAGCUAGAGAAGAAGAAAGAUGAUGCCAUGCAGGAUAUGAUGAUGGCUGGCAUGGCAUCUGACAACGCCAAGGAAGCAGAAAACAACGCCCGCAAAGCCAAAGACGCCGUCGACAACGUCCUCAACACGAUCAACGGCCUGCUAGGCCAGCUAGGAAACAUCGACAAGGUGGACCUGACCAAGCUGGAUCAGAUCGACCGCUCCCUGAAGGACGCCAAGGACAAAAUGGCAACGAGCGACCUGGACAAGAAACUGAAGGAGCUGAACGACAUGGCCAAGAGCCAGGAGGACAUGAUCGGCGACUACGAGCGGCAGAUCCGCCAGAUCCGCGACGACAUCGCCAACCUGAACGACAUCAAGAACACCCUGCCCAACGGCUGCUUCAACACGCCGUCCCUCGAGCGGCCCUAAACCCUCCGCCCCUCGUAUGAUGCGGUCCUUUUAACCGAAGCCAUUUCAUAUUUCAGCGCAGAUCUUUAUUCCCGGGUUCGCAGUAACGCUCCUGUUCCUGCCUCGAAGCGAACCCAGCAAUCGGCUCAAGGGGGACGGGAGGGAUGGAGGGGCGGGGUUUGGAUGAUUCAUACGUUUUAAGCUAUCGCCCAACACUACAUCGCUUUAUUAUUUUGCCAUUUAGCAUUGGUUCAGAAACGGACAGUGAAGGAAUCUUAUUUGCUACUUUCUUCUCAUUUCAAUUCGCCUCUCUCUCUCUCUCUCUCUCUCAUGCCAAUUCACCUCGAGUCACAAACCCAACCCAAUCCAGAAAGGGCGGCGCGUAGAGAGCACACUCGCGCAGCACACUUCACUACAGUAUUCGGUCUGAUCCGUGUCAGACUACAGACGGCAUGCAAACUGUGUACGUUUCUUUAUUUUAUUAUUAGUGUUUUUUUUGUUUUUUUUUAAUAUAUAUCCAGCAGUCGGUGAAUUGUUCGGUGAAUCGUCGUCAUGAUGCAUUUAAUUAUUAUGUAAUUAUUUUCUAACACUACAGUUUUUUUUCCCCAGACGCUGCUGCUUACUUACAGGUGUACAGCAAAUCAUGUUUGCUUUUUAUUUUAUUUUAUUUUAUUUUAUUAUUAUUUUUUUUUCCUCAAGGCAUAAUCCAACACUAUGCAACUUUGUACAUUGCGUAGCGAGACUUUUUAUCUGAUACACUGGUGCUAAUAAUUAUUUUAAAAUGUUCUAUUUUUGUGUGAAUGUUCUUUUUUUAUUAUUAUGAUAUCGAGUGAGGAUUUGUUUGUUUGUGUAAAUAUAUUCCUAUAUGUUUUAGAAGCUACCGCCCGGCCGAUUGGCACAGGUUUUCUGAGAUAGAUCGACCGAAACCUUCACAUCCGUAGUAUACACCCAUCAGCCACGACGUUAAAACCACCUCCUUGUUUUUACACUCAUUUUGUAGUUCUACAAUUACUGACUGUAGUCUGUCUCUUUCUCUGCAUGCUUUGUUAGCCCCCUUAAAUUCUGUUCUUCAAUGGUCAGGAUGCCGAUUGCGUCGUGCUUCCUCUCCACCAGUGCCCAUCCCUGCUCUGAUUGAGGAGGACGAAGCUAACCCGCGCCCCCUCCGACACGUGGGCAGCAUGCCGUACGCGUCUCAUCACCCGCACUUUGACGAGUGCAGUGCAGCUCAGCGUUGUGUACGGAGAGACACACCCCGAGAGCACUCUUUUCUCAUCUCUGUCAUGGGAGAGAGACCCCAUCCGGCUUAGUCCCGCCCAUACCUGAACAACAGGCCGAUCGUUGUUCAUGUGGCCGCUCAGCCUUAGCCGGCAGGCAGAGCUGAGAUUCGAUACGACGUAUUCGAGAUCCCAGCUCUGGUUCCAGCGUGUGUUUUUUACCACUGCGCCACCUGAGCGACACCUGACUGUCACUGCUGGAUUGAGAAUAGUCCACCAACCAAAAAUAUCCAGCCAACAGCAACCCGUGUGCAGCAUCCUGUGACCGCUGAUGAAGGUCUAGAAGAUGACCAACUCAAACAGCAGCAAUAGAUGAGCGACUGUCUCUGACUUUACAUCUACAAGGUGGACCAACUAGGUAGGAGUGUCUAAUAGAGUAGUGAGUGGAACACACACUAACACACCACCACCAUGUCAGUGUCACUGCAGUGCUGAGAAUGAUCCACCACCUAAAUAAUACCUGCUCUGUGGUGGUCCUGACCAUUGAGGAACAGGAUGUAGAGAAACAGAUGGACUACAAAGUGCUUCUAUAUGGUAAGUGGAGCUGAUAAAAUGGACAGCGAGUGUAGAAACAAGGAGGUGCUUUUAAUGUUAUGGCUGAUCAGUGUAUAAAUACGUUUAUGUUAUAAUAAUAAGUCCUGUGGUAUAAUAUGCUUGCUUGUAUACACGGCUAAAUCGGUUGCCUAAUAAUAGCGCCGCCGUUUAUUGUACUUGCGUUUUCAUUUCAGCGGGUGGUUAUUAAAUAUAAAGGUAUAUUGCUUUUGUAAUACGAUCCUGAUCCCUUAACUAAAAUGUCUAAUCAUUUAUGACGCGUCUAACGCUCACCCACUCACUUUCUUAACCGCUUAUCCAAUUAGGGUCUUAGGAGGGGUGCUGGAGCCUAUCCCAGCUUUUCGAUGGGCGCAAGGCACACACUGACACCCUGGACGGGGCGCCGGUCCAUCGCAGGGCAGACACACACACUCGUACACACACCCAUUCAUCUAUAGGGUAAUUCAGUGUCUCUAAUUAACCUGACUGCAUGUCUCCACACAGACACGGGAGGGACAUGCACACUCCGCCCCCACCUAGGGAUCGAACCCAGGACCUUCCUGCUGUGGUCCCAUUUUUAAGUGCCUUUUUUCCAGUGUAAUCCUCACCCUACCCAGUUUAUCCUGAAUCUUGUCUUACAUUUCUAAUCCUAUCCAUUUAAAGAAGCAGGGAUAUUAAAACACACUCCGUUACAGGUGCGUCCUCUCGACAUUUCACUCCACUUGUUUUCCCUUUCAUUUUAUUUGUAUUUUUUCAAGCUCCAGUUCUUGGUUCUAACCGUCGACACUGCGUCGUGUACUUUGUGUAUUUCUGUGUAUCUGCUUUACCAGCGUGAACAGUGCAACAUCUACAUCUUGAAUACAACAGUGUUUCUAAUUUAUAAACAAUCAAGUAUUCGUUAACUCUCGGUUCGUCUUUGCACGGUCUGUAUGUUGGAUUGAAGCUCACCGGCGUUCGUCUAUCAUGACGCUCUUCACACACACACACGGGAACCUAAGAACCUCCAGCUUGUUACCAACCCAACUGCCUGUAAAUCCAAGUAUAACAUUUAAAUAAUAAACAGUGAUAUUUCCAGAA
This is a messenger RNA of Trichomycterus rosablanca, 7993 nucleotides long. RefSeq names its product laminin, gamma 1 (gene lamc1). Gene Ontology annotation, cellular component: basement membrane. Gene Ontology annotation, biological process: tissue development; substrate adhesion-dependent cell spreading; animal organ morphogenesis. The record is from RefSeq and is a predicted model, not a curated record. The coding region runs from base 354 to 5132 and encodes 1592 amino acids. The transcript is spliced from 28 exons. NCBI's taxonomy places the organism in Eukaryota, Metazoa, Chordata, Actinopteri, Siluriformes, Trichomycteridae.